UUUCCAAGCGUCCUUUAAAGUGCACUAGACCGCAGUUCUCGUGGCUCCUCGGCCCCUCGAAAUCUUGGGAAAGUUAGUGUGGGGUAAUUAAGCCCCACGGAGUCAAGCUGAAGCACAUGCCUUGAGUUGCGCCCACUAUGUCAUUCGCUGCAUUGCAACUCUAACACUGGUCCUCUCCCGUCUAGCAUGUGAUUGUCAUCCUUAGCCGACCUUGGCCGGUCCUGUUUUAAGAGCAGCAUCCAGCAGGAAUGUUAUUCAAAGGAAUGCAGUAUCUCUCAGUCUAUUCUAUUCCUUCUCUUCUCCGCCCAUAGAGACAUCAUUCCCGUUGCACUUGUCCCCUUUCCUCCCACUUCCUCGACUCCCUAGUAAAACCACACCAACAAGAUGUCAAAGACUUUCAGUCAGAGCGAUGUGUCGUCGCAUAACAAACCCGAUUCGUUGUGGAUUGUUGUCGAUGGCGACGUUUACGACCUAACCAAAUUCCAGGAGGACCAUCCAGGCGGCAAGAAGAUCCUCCAGAGGGUUGCCGGCAAGGAUGCCUCCAAGCAGUUCUGGAAAUACCACAGCGAGGGCGUCCUCAAGAAAUACAAGCCGCAGCUGCAGGUUGGCUCUCUAGACACCAAGCCCAAGGCCAAGCCGGCAGCAGAGCCAGCACCCGUUGCGGUGCCGAAAAAGGAAACGCCACGAAAGAAGGCCGCGCCCGCCGCAGUCACCCAGCCAGCCGAAGAGUCAGAGGCCCUGGAGCCAUUUGGCCAGCAGAUUCCCUUCGGUGACCCGAGCUGGUACCAGAGCUACCACUCGCCAUAUUUCAACGAUACACACGCGGCCCUGCGCGCCGAGAUCAGAGAGUGGAUUGACACGGAGAUCGAACCCAACGUCACAGAAUGGGACGAGAAGAAGGAGGUCCCCGCCGAGGUCUACAAGGAGAUGGGUCGGCGAGGCUAUCUGGCGGGCCUGUUGGGCACACACUACCAGAAGGAUCACAGCAACAACGUGAUCAAGUCGGUGCCGCCCGAGAAGUGGGAUCUCUUCCACGAGAUGUUACUCACGGACGAGCUCUCGCGCACCGCCAGCGGUGGUUUCGUCUGGAACGUCAUUGGCGGCUUCGGCAUCGGCUGCCCGCCGCUGGUCAAGUUCGGCAAGAAGAGCCUUGUCGACCGCAUCCUCCCGGGCAUCCUGAACGGCGACAAGCGCGUCUGCCUGGCCAUCACGGAGCCGGAUGCCGGUAGCGACGUGGCGAACCUGACGUGCGAGGCGAAGCUGAGCGAGGACGGGAAGCACUACAUCGUCAACGGCGAGAAGAAGUGGAUCACCAACGGCAUCUGGUGCGACUACUUCACGACAGCGGUGCGCACGGGCGGGCCGGGCAUGAACGGGGUCAGCCUCCUGCUGAUCGAGCGCGACUUUGGCGGCGUCUCGACGAGGCGGAUGGACUGCCAGGGCGUCUGGUCCAGCGGCACGACAUACAUCACGUUCGAGGACGUCAAGGUGCCUGUCGAGAACCUGCUCGGGAAGGAGAACCAGGGGUUCAGGGUGAUCAUGACCAACUUCAACCACGAGCGCAUCGGCAUCAUCAUCCAGUGCCUGCGCUUCUCCCGGGUCUGCUACGAGGAGUCGGUCAAGUACGCCAACAAGCGCAAGACGUUUGGCAAGAAGCUGAUCGAGCACCCCGUCAUCCGGCUCAAGCUGGCCCAUAUGGCCCGCCAGAUCGAGGCCUCGUACAACUGGCUCGAGAACAUGAUCUACCAGUGCCAGAAGAUGGAUGAGACAGAGGCCAUGCUGCGCCUCGGCGGGCCCAUCGCCAGCCUCAAGGCCCAGGCCACCGUGACGUUUGAGUUCUGCGCCCGCGAGGCGAGCCAGAUCUUUGGCGGUCUGAGUUACUCGCGCGGCGGCCAGGGCGGCAAGGUUGAGAGGCUGUACCGGGAUGUGAGGGCGUAUGCCAUCCCCGGUGGCAGCGAGGAGAUCAUGCUCGACCUGAGCAUACGGCAGAGCAUGAGGGUGGCCAAGAUGCUGGGCAUGAAAUUGUAAGGGAGGCUAAAGGGGGGAUUAAACAGUUGUAUUUGUACCGCGAUCGUAUUUCCAUAUGUUUUUUUGUUAUACCAUUCGUGUAGGUAGUUGGUGUCAUGGGAGUGGGG
Phialemonium atrogriseum is the source of this 2135-nucleotide messenger RNA. RefSeq names its product acyl-CoA dehydrogenase/oxidase. The record is from RefSeq and is a predicted model, not a curated record. Gene Ontology annotation, biological process: fatty acid beta-oxidation using acyl-CoA dehydrogenase. Lineage: Eukaryota; Fungi; Ascomycota; Sordariomycetes; Cephalothecales; Cephalothecaceae. Bases 385 to 2028 code for a protein of 547 amino acids. The transcript has 3 exons. Gene Ontology annotation, cellular component: cytoplasm. Gene Ontology annotation, molecular function: flavin adenine dinucleotide binding; acyl-CoA dehydrogenase activity.